AUGAGCGGAAUGAGAGGUCUCUCCGUCUUCAUCAGCGACAUCCGAAAUUGCCAGAACAAGGAAGCCGAGCGACUCCGUGUCGAUAAGGAGCUCGGCAACAUCCGUACAUGCUUCAAAAAUGACAAGGUAUUGACACCAUACAAGAAGAAGAAAUAUGUGUGGAAAAUGCUUUAUAUACACAUGCUGGGUUACGAUGUGGAUUUUGGUCAUAUGGAGGCGGUUUCUCUUAUAUCUGCACCAAAGUAUCCUGAAAAGCAGGUCGGUUACAUUGUCACAUCGUGCUUGCUCAAUGAAAAUCAUGAUUUCUUGAGGUUAGCAAUUAAUGCAGUCCGAAACGAUAUUAUUGGACGUAAUGAGACUUUCCAGUGCCUGGCAUUGACUUUGGUUGGAAAUAUUGGUGGACGAGAAUUUGCAGAGUCGUUAUCACCUGAUGUUCAAAAGUUACUAAUUUCUAGCAGUUGCAGGCCUCUUGUAAGGAAAAAGGCUGCACUUUGCCUGCUGCGCUUGUUCAGGAAAAAUCCUGACGUUGUCAAUGCUGAUGGCUGGGCAGAUCGUAUGGCACAACUUUUGGAUGAACGUGAUCUUGGUGUCUUGACAUCUUCUAUGAGUCUUCUUGUAUCUUUGGUAUCCAAUGACUAUGAGGGGUAUUCCAGUUGUCUACCCAAAUGUGUCAAAACAUUAGAACGCCUUGCUAGGAAUCAGGAUGUUCCUCAGGAGUACACAUACUAUGGUAUCCCAUCUCCUUGGCUCCAGGUGAAAACGAUGAGGGCUCUUCAGUACUUUCCGACUAUUGAAGAUCCCAGCACCAGAAGAUCUCUCUUUGAGGUCCUACAACGGAUAUUGAUGGGGACAGAUGUUGUAAAAAAUGUGAAUAAGAAUAAUGCGUCUCAUGCUGUGCUCUUUGAAGCUCUAUCUUUGGUCAUGCAUCUCAAUGCUGAGAAGGAAAUGAUGUCACAGUGUGUUGCUCUCCUUGGAAAAUUUAUUUCUGUACGUGAGCCCAACAUCAGAUAUCUAGGCUUGGAGAAUAUGACACGAAUGCUGAUGAUCACAGAUGCCCAAGAUAUCAUAAAAAAGCACCAGCCUCAAAUAAUCACCUCUUUGAAAGACCCUGAUAUCAGUAUUCGUAGGCGAGCACUUGAUCUGCUUUAUGGAAUGUGUGAUGUGUCAAAUGCAAAGGGAAUAGUCGAAGAGCUGUUACAGUAUCUAAGCACAGCUGAGUUUGGCAUGCGUGAGGAGUUAUCACUUAAAGCUGCUAUUCUCGCUGAGAAAUUUGCUCCUGAUCUAUCGUGGUAUGUAGAUGUGAUCCUUCAGUUGAUUGAUAAGGCGGGAGAUUUUGUUAGUGAUGACAUUUGGUUUCGUGUGGUACAGUUUGUAACAAAUAAUGAAGACCUGCAGCCUUACGCAGCAUCAAAAGUAAGAGAAUAUAUGGACAAGAUUGCGAUACAUGAAACAAUGGUGAAGGUCAGUGCUUAUAUUUUGGGGGAGUUUGGUCACCUUCUUGCUAGACGACCUGGAUGUAGUGCAAGAGAGCUCUUUGGCAUUUUACAUGAGAAGCUUCCCACAGUAUCGACUCCAACCAUUCCUCUACUUCUCUCGACAUAUGCAAAGCUUCUUAUGCACGCUCAACCUCCAGAUAUAGAAUUGCAAAAGCAGAUUUGGACUGUAUUUAAGAAAUACGAGAGUAGUAUUGAUGUGGAGAUACAACAGCGAGCAGUUGAAUAUUUUGAAUUGAGUAAAAAAGGGGCUGCCUUGAUGGAUGUAUUGGCUGAGAUGCCGAAAUUCCCAGAGCGCCAGUCUUCAUUGAUAAAAAAGGUGGAAGAUGUUGAAGAUAGUGCAGACCAGAGUGCGAUCAAGCUUAGAGCACAACAGCUACCUUCAAAUGCUUUGGUUUUGGCUGACCCCCAACCUGUAAAUGGGACACCCCCGCCUCUGAAGGUUCCAAGCAUAAGUGGAAUCAAACUGGAUCACGAGUCAGCAUCCCAGGCUCAAUCUCAGCCAAAUGGCAAUUUGAGUUCACAAAUUCCAUCAGCAGAUCUCCUUGGCGACCUCGUCGAUCCUCUGGCAAUAGAGGCUCCGCCGGGAGAUAUCUCGAGUCAACAACGUGGUCUCACAGAGGAGGAAGGAAUUCUAGAUGAAGUUGAUGGCACAGCCAUCGUACCUGUUGGUGAACAAACAAACACAGUGGAGCCGAUUGGAAAUAUCGCCGAAAGAUUUCAUGCUUUGUGUUUGAAAGAUAGUGGUGUCUUAUAUGAGGAUCCUUAUAUUCAGAUUGGUGUGAAAGCUGAAUGGCGAGGACACCAUGGAAGACUUGUCCUCUUCUUGGGAAACAAAAAUACUUCUGCUCUUGCAUCUGUUAAAGCUCUAAUACUACCCCCUGCGCAUUUAAAACUGGAACUGUCUCUAGUACCUGAUACCAUUCCUCCUCGAGCACAGGUACAAUGUCCACUCGAAGUGAUGAACAUCCGUCCUAGCAGGGAUGUUGCGGUUUUGGAUUUCUCUUACAAGUUUGGUACAAGCAUGGUCAGUGCUAAAUUACGCCUCCCGGCAGUCUUGAAUAAGUUUCUUCAACCUCUACAAUUGACAUCUGAAGAGUUCUUCCCGCAAUGGAGAUCACUUUCAGGACCACCAUUGAAACUUCAAGAAGUUGUUAGAGGUGUAAGACCUCUUGCUCUUCCAGAAAUGGAAAAUCUGUUCAAUAGUUUCCGGGUGACGAUAUGCCCCGGGCUCGAUCCGAACCCUAAUAAUUUAGUGGCAAGCACAACCUUCUACUCCGAAAAUACAAGAGCCAUGCUCUGUUUGGCAAGGAUUGAAACAGACCCAGCGGACAGGACCCAACUGCGGUUGACAGUAGCCUCAGGAGAUCCUACCCUUACAUUUGAGUUGAAGGAAUUCAUCAAAGAACAAAUAAUCGCCAUUCCAUUGGGCUCUCGAGCCCUGGUUCCAGCGGUGCCAGGACCGGCAGCACCUUUAGCUCAACCACCUAGCCCCGCGGUGGAUGCUAAUGAUCCCGGAGCUCUGUUAGCGGGCUUACUUUGA
Messenger RNA from Arabis nemorensis, 3036 nucleotides. NCBI's taxonomy places the organism in Eukaryota, Viridiplantae, Streptophyta, Magnoliopsida, Brassicales, Brassicaceae. The record is from the annotation of a GenBank genome assembly.